AUGAACAUCAUUUAUAAAAGUAUUGUUAAAGAAAAUGUUCUUAUGCGAGCUAAAACUACUCUCAUUUAUUUGACCUGCAAACAUUCCCAUGAUGCUAAGGAAGAAAUUGAUGCAACUAAAAGAGAAUCUAAACGCAUGGCAGAAUUUCGUAAGAAACUUAGAGAAACCACUCCAAUUCAAGAUCUUGGAGACCAGCCACAAGUAUCACAACAAGAUGCUUUACCAGCGUGGCCCAAUAACACUAAUCCUCAUACAGGUGAAGUGGGUGGUCCUCGAGGCCCCGAGCCUACACGAUAUGGUGAUUGGGAAAGGAAAGGAAGAGUAUCAGAUUUU
Messenger RNA from Iphiclides podalirius (scarce swallowtail), 333 nucleotides. Lineage: Eukaryota; Metazoa; Arthropoda; Insecta; Lepidoptera; Papilionidae. The record is from the annotation of a GenBank genome assembly.